AUGAAUAGACAACUAUCUUGCGAUUAUCUUGUUGGAAUUAACCCCGAAUCUGCUCAACUAUCUAACAUCACAAUUAAAUCUUCCACAUUUAUAAACUUUUAUAAUCUUGCAGAUAUAUCAAGAUCAAGCGCACUCAGCAUAUUCUCUAAUUCUCGACAAAUUACCAUAGUUUUGGAUUCACUACGUUUUGAAAACAUUACCUGUUAUUACGCGGUGAUUUACAUGCAUUUAUUGUAUGAAAAAGAACGUGAAAUACCUAUUGCUGGCAUAUUGAACACUGUAUUCGUAAACACUUCCAGAGCAGUCAUGUGCGUUGCCGAAUGGCCACCUGUUACAUUUUUCUCUUACUUCAUGGUAAAGUUUUACAAUAAUACGUUUAACAUUACUCAUGGCGGUAAAUUUGGAAACGAAGGGCCGGUAUAUCUUCUUGGUGGUUCAUACCACUUCUUAUCAUGUCAUUUUUUUCAAAAUGCUCCUGUGUACAAUCCUAUCUUUCCACUUUUUCAUUUUGAAUGUGGUACCCAGGUAACGUUUGAAAACUGUUCGUACGAAAGUUAUCCAAUCACAGAAACUAAUGGAAAUUUGUCGAACAGCAACAUGUUCUACGUUAUAUUAUACGAAACAAGUAUCUCACGUGUUACUAUAGAGGGAUAUCUUACAAUCCUUUGUCCCCAAGGUUAUAAGGUGAAUUUAAACACAAACUGUUUCCUGGAAUCUUGUUCUUUAUUUACUGCGUUAUGUGAGCAAUGUCCGAGAAAAACAUACUCCUUCGACAGAGGAGAAGCUCAUAAUACCCGGUCCAACCACAUCACCUGCCAUGAAUGCCCUGUGGGUGGGAACUGCGUCGAAGGCCAAGUGACAUCUAAACCUAAUUUCUGGGGAUACAAGUCAAACCAAACGGUCACGUUUCAUCAAUGUCCUGCCAAAUACUGCUGCGAUACUAACCAAUGCGAGCAUUACAACAGUUGCCAUGGUAACAGAAUGGGUACCCUGUGUGGUGAAUGCCCCAGUGGAAUGUCGGAAUCUCUAUUUGACACAAAAUGUAAAGCAAACAAAGAUUGCACAAGUGUUACGUUUUGGCCAGCGAUCUCAGCUUACUUAACUCUUUAUCUCUUAUUUUUCUUGUACCAAAAAGAUAUCAUCAAUUUUGUCUUGGGGCGUAUUACACCAAGAUAUUUUUUGUCUUCCAAAAAUGGUCGAAACUCCAAACCCGGCGGCUUCCUAAAAAUAAUAUUUUAUUAUUAUCAGAUUGUUCAUUUGUUACGCAACUCUGUUGGCUCAGAUGUAAAAGUUAAAUUCUUUGAUGACGCAGAAAACCUUUUAUCCAGGGCAUUCAAUUUUCUUAUCAUUGGUAUUCCUUCCAUUGAUUGUCCAUUUCAAGAUCUUCGUCCUGUUCAAAAGGCGGUCAUCGUUCAUUCUGUAGGGUAUAGUUUGUUAACACUUCUUUGUCUAUUGUAUCUUUCUAAAUUUGUAUUCAAGGUAGUUAAGAAACUGAGGACUAGAUCUACUCAGCAGACGGUUGCUGGUACCGAAACAAUGGAUUAUAGUCCUAAUUUAGAAGAGAAUCCUUUUCUGGGACGUAUUGCAGGGGCCUUUGCUAACAUUUCACUUUUGACGUACGCCUUGUCCACUCAACUCUGUCUUUCCCUUCUUCACUGUGUACCAGUUGGUGACAACCAAGUUUUAUUUCUUGAUGGUCAUGUGAAAUGUUACAAAACAUUUCAAUAUUUUCUUUUUGUUUACAUGAUUUCUUCCAUACUUCCAUUUUGUCUUGUUCCUGUUCUCGGUUCGUAUCUUUUGAAAUUAAAUCGUAUUUCUGUAGCACAGUUUUGUCUUGCUUGUAUCUUUCCACUGCCAUUCUGUUGUUAUUGGUCGUAUUUGUUGGUACGGAAUUCUUCGUGGUGGAUGAGACCUUCUCGUCGUUUAGAAACAAAUGAGCGAUUACAAGAUGAUGUAAUUGAUGAAAACUCUACUGAUUCAACUACAACUGAAGGUGGGGGAACUGUGAGUGGAAAUUCAAACCCGGAAACCGAAGAUUUGAGCAUAGAAACCGAGUUGAGAAGCAGUAAGGCGGCCGUUCUUCGAGUUCUUCUUGGUCCAUUCAGGCAACACAAGGCAAUUUUUAUUUUCCCUGCCUCGCAUCUUCCAUGGGAAGGUUUUCUUAUUCUUCGUAGACUGGUAUUGAUUUUGGUCCUCACGUUUGUGUACGACACUCGUGUGAAGGCAACUCUAUCCAUGAUACUUUGUGCAGUUAUUUUACUGCCUCAUGUACUCGUUAAGCCUUUCAAGAGCGCCAGCGAUAACGUACUUGAAACAUUAUCCCUUGUAAUGCUGAUAAUCAUCUCUGGUUUUAAUUUGAUUAAAAGUAUUUAUUAUGGUGAAGAUUUGGACUCCGGUAGCAAGUCUUUGUUAAAUAUGAUCAACGUGAUUGAAAAUGCUCUUAUAAUUUUUCCCGUUGCUCUCAUACUUUCUUUGGUAAUGCUUUCCCUUCUUUUUAAACUGGUAAUGGUGUUUCGGCUUUGCUUUCAAGCUGCAUUCAGGCGAUUGAAACUGUUUAAAGAAACUAAUCAAAGACCGUCCGAUAACUAUACUCCUGAAGAGCAACAGUCUUUGCUCUCAUCGUGA
Molecule: messenger RNA, 2625 nt
Organism: Paramuricea clavata
Lineage: Eukaryota; Metazoa; Cnidaria; Anthozoa; Malacalcyonacea; Plexauridae
Source: the annotation of a GenBank genome assembly